Molecule: messenger RNA, 2271 nt
Organism: Cyphellophora attinorum
Lineage: Eukaryota; Fungi; Ascomycota; Eurotiomycetes; Chaetothyriales; Cyphellophoraceae
Exons: 1
Coding region: 1-2271 (756 amino acids)
Biological process (GO): cytoplasmic microtubule organization; spindle assembly; mitotic cell cycle
Cellular component (GO): spindle pole; centrosome; gamma-tubulin complex
Molecular function (GO): microtubule minus-end binding; gamma-tubulin binding
Source: RefSeq, a predicted model, not a curated record
AUGCUACAACAAGAGAUCCUCUUGGCCCUAUCCGGCUACCAGUCAGACAUCUUUGAGAAGGUAAAGCGUACCGACCAGAGUGAUGAAGGGCUCAAUCAGGUCGUGUCCGAGCCCGAAAGGGCCAUGUUGAACGUUCUGGGUCAGAUCGCAGAUCUCCAUGUCGAGAUCAAGACGACAGCAGCACGCAUCGCUGGCGGGCAUCCAUCACCUAUCUGCAGAGGUGUUGCUGCUGCGAUCUCUGACACUCACCUAGUCGCUUUCCGCAAGAAGAUAAUUGCAGUCGAGGCAUCUAUUCUGCGACGAGAUGCGGCGUAUGUCGGCGCUUACGACAUAGUGCCGCUAAGCACUAUCGCGGGCGAAUUUACGCCAUGGACACGGCGACUACGGUGGCUGAGGAACAUCACUCAUUUCGCGAUGAACGCCGAGGGCAGUGAGCCAAGGACUGCGUGCUCCGGGAAAGCCAUGCUAGACUAUCUGCACUCAGAGACACGGACUGGCCAUUCAGAUCUUGAGGAGCUGGCACUGAGUCUUGAGAUUUGCGCACAGAAGAUCUCGAUGCGUUCAGUCGCUGCGUGGGUUCUGUAUGGCUCUCUUCCGACGUUUGGAGCGAGCGACUUCAUGCUUCAGCGAAAAGCCUCUGCCACCUAUGGCACGGCCGAAGCUACUGUUGACUAUGCGCUGGUUCCAGGCUUCGUUACUAGACAGACCGCUGAGACGAUCCUCGCCAUCGGUAACGCCCUCAAUCAGAUCCAGGCUCAGCUCAAGACCACUGCAGGCGCAGCGCUAAGCAACGUUAUCAAGCCGAGCAGCUUGUUGCCCAAGCACUUGAAGCUCCUGGAGUCGUUGCAGUAUCCUUUGAGCACCUGGCUUGUGCAGCAAGCUAUGAACGAGAUCGAGAUCUCAAUUUCACAAAACGCGUUAGCUGCCAUCUUGCCAGUCAACCAGGUUGCAGAUUUCCUUGAGGUCAUUCGCCGAUAUAGUCUGCUCUCAGAAGGCGAAUUUGCUACUGGGCUCAUCGAGCAGGCCGCAAGCAAGCUAGCCUCGCGGCAGAGCAAACAUGCCAGCAAGCCAGUCAGAAAGAUGGGCCGGGUGGACGACCUCACCAUCAAGGACGCAGAGCUGAGUAGCGUGCUUACCAAAACAUGGGACGAGCUUGCUGCAGUCCAGUCCAGCGACAUAGGAGACAACAAAAUCUCCAAGCUCGCGCGCACCUUGCUCGUCCUACGUGGCAUCAAUGUCUCAUCAACAGGAAGUGAGACAUCACUAUCAACGCUCAUGCCGACUGCGACAGCUCUGUCGAUAGAUCUUCCUACCGAUUCUAACUUGCGCCUGUUCCUCCAAGCGCAGGACAUCGCCACUUAUUCCAGAAUCACGUCUUUCCUCUUGUCCAUCCGACGAGCUGAGCUACAGCUCGCCCAGUUGUGGAAGUUGACCUCGCAACGCAGAUGCCAUCCAACGCCGAUCGGACCACCCAUCAGUGCCACACCUUAUGGCCAACAAGCGCUGACCACACGCCGCACACGCGAGAACCACAGGUCCAAAAUCAUGCGACAGCACUGGGCUUCAACAAGCAAGACCCUGUUCGUGUUCAACGAAUUGGACGCGUACAUACACGGCGAAGUAAUACAUCACAGCUGGGCGGCCUUCCAGGACUGGCUAGGUACUGGCGUCAACGGAUCUCGGCCUGCCUCGUCACGCUCACAAGGCUCAAGACCCGGGACGGGUUCAUCUACGACAGAUGCUCUGCGCUCUUCGGGAAGGCCACGGCAAAUGAAUGAUCCCAGAACAUUGGCAAGCGGCCAUCGAGCGUUCCUCGACGCGCUUCACGCUGGGUUACUGCUUGCUAAUUCGCCUCUCCUGACUGUAUUAAAGGAGAUCCUGAACACAAUCGAUCAUUACGUUGCCCUUUUCUCCCAGCUCUCCAGCAUCUGGCAAGGCCUGGACUUGCAAGAGGAUGAGGGAGUAGUCGACGCAUUCACCAACUAUAAGGAAGACGAGAGGAAUGUUCUUGCGGAGAUGACCCGCUGUAGGACUUCGUUGGAAGAGAUGAUCGUCGGGUUGGUGGAGAAGUUGAAAGCUGCGGAGCAUGACCGGACGGCGAGUGAUCUUCAGACUGGGUUUGAGGCGCUCGACAUGGCAUCGUCGCACGCCUUUGUGCCAUGGAAAGUGAGGACACUCGAUCGGUUGAUCAUGAAGCUAGAUUAUCUUACGGGUGCAAAUGGGCAGCAAGAUGAUGGGGAGGGAAUCAUGCUUGAUGAUAAUGAAGAUUGA